GUGUUUCCCCGGAUAGGAAAAUGCUCACGACUUUGAUCUUCCACCAGUGCCUCCACAUCACGCCACCCUGAAGUGUUGACGGCCCCUUCACAUGGCUCCAGAGUCUAUGCAGCCAACUGAGACAGGAAAUAAGCAUUCAAAUCGAAAGAGAGAUGGACAAAUCUUCGAGUUCGUUGUUGACACAUGUGCUACUCACAACGGGGCUGCCAGGGCUCUUGUCAGGCGCCAAGCUGCCAGGUCAGGAGCACGGCUGCGUAAGACGCGGGCCACGAAAACCGGAGCGUCUUCCGGGCACGAGGAGUCGUCUAGCGCGCGGGAAGCACCCAACACAAAAUCUGAGACCUUACAGCGUGGUGUGACACCCUCCAGGCUGGGGUCCGUUGUAGCUGGGGCGGUCAAGCAGCCCACUUUCAGCGCAUAUGAGGCUACCAGGGUCAUUUACAACUUCGACGUCACCUCGCUAGAGAGCUUUCUGAACGUGGACAUGCCGGUGGCUGGUUCGAGUUUCAACUCGAUGAUUCAGGACUGCUUGCAACAGUCCGCGGCCUUGAUCAGAACCGGAGACCCGUCAUCUUUUCUCACUCACCUCCCAGCUCGAUAUGGAUCAUCUCCUUUCCUGGACGACGCUGUACACUGCGUGGCUGCAAGGGCUGCCCAGGCGCUCGGACGGUCCAAAACGACCACUCCGCCUUCUUUACUCUACGGGAAAGCACUGCGAAGUCUAAAGAACGGCAUCCAAUUAGGUUCCUGCGCUGACGUUUACUGCGCCACACGGCUUUUUGUGCUUUACGAGUCCCUCGGUGAUGCCGACGUCAAUGCAUUGAUCUUUCACAACAAAGCUGGCAUAGAGCUGCUUAGACGCAUAGGCCCUCCUACUGAUCCAAACUCUUUUGACUGCAUGCUUAUCAAAAGUCAGGGACCUCAAGUUAUGGUAUUCGAGAUACACGAGAAGCAGUCAUCAAUGUUCGAGGCCCCCAGAUGGCAAAACUUCUUUGAUGACGCUGCUUGUAGAGCUAGAGGCAGAGAUGCUCGUUUUUGGUGGAGGUUCUUUGGCACCGUGUGCUUCCUGCCCGGAAUAUUAAGGGACGCAAGAAACCUGUUCUGCACACAAUCCCUCGACUCAUUCGAGUACAUGUCGAAAAACUUGAGUAUUCUCCAGCGGGUGGAGAAAUUGUUCCAGACCCUGCUAAUUAUUCAUGAAGAAUACAAGCAGGCCUUUGGCUCACAAAGGACACUCUCAUUGUGGGAUCUGCCUGACCCCAGUGGCGUCGAGUCGCCAGAUCGCGUCAGGCUGCGCCUGUUCCUCCAUUUUCCAUCCAUGUUCCUCUGCCGCCUUCGGGCCAGUCUUUCUCUGAGUGAGGCUGACCGCGCCGCGAGCGAGGAGGAGGCACAAAGAACCGCGGCCCAGGCCUUACACGUGGAGAAGCUGGCGAAGAACGCGAACCCUAAUAUGGCGUGGCAUUACGCGCAGAGGAACAGCCUGCCAUAUUCUAUCAUACGAACGAGAGAAGACUGGCUUCCUAUCAGUGAACGUGGGCAAAACUGGGAAGAACUAAAGAUCUAUCUUGCGGAGCGUUGGUUGAAGUGGGACAACUCGUGGCACGACACCGUUCUGGUCAAAGAGCUAGGCGAAGGUAGAAGUGAAGAAGGGACUUUCAACUCCGGUGGCUAGAGGUCACUUCUUCACAAUACUCACAUACGGCAAGCAAGCUCGACGGAAAAACUUGGCUGACGCAGUUCAGAGAAGGCAUGAGUGAUUUUAUUCUUAAUCCGUAGAUACCCUAGGGUAUCCGCAAGGCAUACGCUCCCCUGAUGCAGUGGCAAAAAUUC
Molecule: messenger RNA, 1830 nt
Organism: Diaporthe batatas
Lineage: Eukaryota; Fungi; Ascomycota; Sordariomycetes; Diaporthales; Diaporthaceae
Exons: 3
Coding region: 92-1672 (526 amino acids)
Source: RefSeq, a predicted model, not a curated record